Molecule: messenger RNA, 821 nt
Organism: Agrilus planipennis (emerald ash borer)
Lineage: Eukaryota; Metazoa; Arthropoda; Insecta; Coleoptera; Buprestidae
Product: protein lethal(2)essential for life-like
Exons: 1
Coding region: 177-710 (177 amino acids)
Biological process (GO): protein refolding; response to heat
Molecular function (GO): protein folding chaperone
Source: RefSeq, a predicted model, not a curated record
UCGCAAAAUAUGUAGAUAUAUCUAGAACGUUCCAGAAGUCAUUCCUUCUGUAUAAAUACCCUACGGCUCGACUGCGCUGUCAGUAGUCAAUUGACAAGUGACAAGUGAGCAAAAGCGAAAAAAAAAUUGUUGAAAGUGCUAAAGUGUAUUGUGUCUAGAGAAGCAAACAAGUGAAGAUGUCCAUUUUAUUGUGGGAUCCGCUACGACCAUCGCGCAUCGUCGACCAACAGUUCGGCCUAGGGCUUGAUCCCGAAGAUCUGUUGUCUCCUCUGACGCUACCGUGGGAAUCGCAUGUUGCCCGAUGGCCCAUAGAGAACUACUUCAGGCCAUGGAGGUCUCAAGCUGCCGUCCGAGACACUGGCUCUACCAUCACGGCCGAUAAGGACAAGUUCCAGGUCAGUCUUGAUGUGCAACAUUUCAAACCGGAUGAAAUAAAGGUGACCGCCAGUGGAAACACUUUAACCGUGGAGGGAAAACAUGAGGAGAAACAGGACGAGCAUGGGUACAUCUCGAGACAUUUCGUAAGGAAAUACGUGCUACCUGAGGGUCACGACGUUAAUCAAGUGCAAUCCAGACUGUCUUCUGACGGAGUUUUGACCCUGACGGCCCCGAAAAAGGCAAUCGGCGGACCCGACCAGAAAACCAUCCCCAUACAGCAGACUGGUCAGCCCAGCAGGCCAAUUGAAAAUAAGAAGGAAGAAAAGAAAUGAGCUAAUAAGUAAUCUAUUUGCGCUUGUGUUAUUUCAUGAUUUAUCCCUUAAAAGUAUUGUAAUAAUUUCGUAAUGUGUUGUUAGAACGUAAAUAAAGUAACAUUUUUGAUA